This is a messenger RNA of Bombyx mandarina (wild silkworm), 1038 nucleotides long. Its product is annotated as cilia- and flagella-associated protein 298-A. Lineage: Eukaryota; Metazoa; Arthropoda; Insecta; Lepidoptera; Bombycidae. Gene Ontology annotation, biological process: regulation of cilium movement. The record is from RefSeq and is a predicted model, not a curated record.
GCACGCAAAGCUAAACUAAAAACCGUACUAAGAUAUUUGAAUCUAGUAUCCGAAAAUGGUAUUGUUCCACGUAAAAAGAGGAGAUGAAAGUCAAUUCCUCUAUCAGACAGAGGUCGAAAAGCCCGUUGAUGAUGUGGUAAAAGACAUUGUGGCGAUUUUCAAUGGAAGGCUGAAGGUUACCAGAAUAUGUCAUGAAAUGGAAGAGUUAGCAGAUCACGGAACUUUCCUUCCUUUGGAGAUGCAGGGAUUGACCGAAGAACAGAUAAAAGAACUUAAACUGGAGGAUCCGUGGGCAAAUCGUUGCGCUCCUCAAGGAUACGUGGUUGCCAAAGACGAAAUGGGUCGCCGUUGUGGUCUCGCCCCUCCACCGAACCUUAAAGCAGUACUCAAAAAAGCUGCUGAAACUGCGAAGGACAUUAUCAGUAAAAAGCAUGUGGACCUACAGGAGUGCAUGACCCAAAAAGAUGUAGCAAGGGCCCUGGAUGAGCUACGAGGAGCAACGAAAAUAGUCUUCCCAGCUGGACUUCCUCCACAUGACCCGGUACGCAUGGAACUGGAUAACGUUGAAGAUUUAUCCGGGACUCAGGCUGCAAACGAAGUUAUCGAUCCUUCAAGAGCUUGUUUGUGGGCUUGUGGCAAGAAAUUUAUCAGCGGAAAUAAGCUGAGUGAUCAUUUAGGUAAAAAUGACAAGACCAAAGUAACAGUGAAGAUAUGCACCGCUUCCGAAGGCGCUCCGGGACGAGAGCCAAUCAUGUCCGAGGAAGAACGAAAGCAGUUGAUGCUCCACGCCUAUAGAAAGCAAGAGGAGUGGAAGAAACUGGAGUUGGAUGAUGAGGACGCUUAUUUGGACUCGAAAUGGGCAGACAAAAGGAAUCUAAAAAGGCAACUGAAUGGCUUGAACGAUAUUUCCUGGAAGCCGAUUAUGAAGUGAGCAGAAGAUCCUGUGUAGCUUUUCGUCUCUCUUAAACAUAGAAGUUAAAUGAAUUGUCAUUGUUUGUAACAAAUAUAUACUUUGAAGACAAUUAAAGAAGGAAUUAA